UGAGACAUGAUGUAGAGUACUAGCAUGGUAUACCUGGUAUACUAGUAGUAGUAGUAAGGCAGAGCUACAUGUAGCUGUACAGCUUUCCAACAGCCAGUAGACUCUUUGCAACGCAGCCGGUCAGAUCAGUUUUUCUUCGUCCUAGAUUAUUGUGUAGCUACCCGAUACCACCAGUAACUGUUAUAAGUUUUCAUUCCUCUCAGCUAGUGGUAGCGACAUUCUUUGGAUGCUUCUUUCUUCGUGACAGCUUGCUCUUUCCCGGCCGCCAUGACUUCUCACAAGACUGACGCGAAACUGCCAUCCAAUGCACACGACAAGUCCAAGGAUACCCGAUGGCCGAAUCCUACCGGGAAUCCGCCUACUAAUUGGUCAAGGGGGGUUAGGCAGUGGAAAAACCCGAAGUACAGGGUUAGUCACGAAGAGCAAGUAUCGGAAAACAAGCCCUGCAGGCCAACUGUGGCCAUGGAUGGCCAUGGAUCAGAAGCGAAUGGACUGGAAGCUGUUCAUUUUGAUGUGUGGCAAGACAUCUUGUUGACAAUGUUGUCUAUUGAAGACGUCUUUCAGCUGUGUGCUGUCAGCAAAUCCAUGCAAGAGUUGCUUCUCAAUGAGUACACGUUCAGAAGGCUAUGUAUGCAACGCUAUCAGCUCAGUCCACAUUUAGACGUGUCAUAUAUCGGAACUGCAAAAAUCCUGUUUAUCGCAGACAAAGUAGCCAGUAUGUGUUGCCCCGAAGAUGACGAUUACUACCGCAACAAUGAACGACUAUUGGAUUUUAAGGGUGAUGCGAUUGUACCAUUGUUGAGCCUGGCGUUGAACCCACCCGACACUGUCGGUCUCACCCCGAGAUGGACCAAUGCUCAUUUGCUUCAUCCACUUGUAAAGGAGAUUGACCUGGUCGAACACGACGCUUUGCAUUACUUUCCUAGCAUACCCGAGGGCAUGCUCCUGGAAAGAUGUACCCCUAUCUACUCAAACCCCUCAUUCCAAAUUGAAGAUAUAACAACGUUGUUGCUCGAGAUUUGUGGUUCGGUUGAACAGUACCAAGAGGCCAUAAUCAACAGUUUGCAAAAGGAUAUGCCAAGGCUGGAGUUUUACUUGCCCUAUCUGAAACAAUCUUCGAGGCGUGAAGAGCUUGCGAAAGCUCUUCACAGUUUGGGUAAGAGCGACACAAAAAUAUAUUCAACCCUGGGCAUGCCCAGCCCACGUGUCCCUGAGUACCGUACUUCUGCAUGGGCAAAUAAUCCUUAUGUAGAUAUAGCUUUUCCCUGGGGUUAUCCUGAAACAGAUCCAGUGCAUAUUGCCAAUGAAUGGCUCCAGGAUUUUGCAAAGCUCGAAGUGCAUCAUUCCGUUUUGCGCCUCCUGAUAACGGGAGACCUACGUACGUCUCAGGUGGACGAUUACUUCACAGCUGUCGUAGAGUACGAAGAUAUACUAAGCCGUUUCCCAGAAAGUUACUAUAGGCACUUGUCCCCCAGGUGUCAAGAUGUAUACGAUGAUCUGGGAGACUUUCUUCUUUCGUCCUCACAAGGGCAGGAAUAUCAGAAGGAAUGGACGAAAAUCGAAUUGGUCGACGCCAUGUUGCGAUACACCAUGGAACCGUAUGACUAACUGCCAGUGGAAACACGCAGAGAUGAGCUAUCACGUGACCAGCUCAAUUAGAUUAUGCACAGUACAUCUGUAGUCUUUCCUCCUUAAGUUAAGUCCUGUCAAUGUGGAUCUACAUCCGUCAACAAUGGAUGGUCCAGUAUGGUUUAAUGUUACUUAUGGUGAUGUGAUUUAAAACGCGUUCAGAAUUCAAGACCAUUAUACUGUUUACAAGCUCCCUAGUUUUAAGUAAGCUUAAAGACUUUUAACAUUAAGCCUGUGUGUGUUUUCCCACUGACCCGCUAUAUUUUGUCAUGAAAUAAGAUAAGUUGUAUUUCUCGCUGCUCUCAGUCCUUGCUUCACUACUUCACCCGUUAUCCAGUUCACAUCUGACUUUGGCCAACUACUCUUCACUUUGUGAGUUUUUGCAAAUGGUGUCUAUGUCAUUGUGUGUGCCAGGAUAUGAGGAGCUAGAAUCAUAAUAUUAUAUAUUGGAAAUAACAAUUGGAGUAAUUAUGGGCACAGUCAUUCUCGUGCAUCUACACAAAUCA
Sycon ciliatum is the source of this 2135-nucleotide messenger RNA. RefSeq lists its product as uncharacterized. Gene Ontology annotation, molecular function: protein binding. The transcript has 4 exons. The record is from RefSeq and is a predicted model, not a curated record. Bases 268 to 1608 code for a protein of 446 amino acids. Lineage: Eukaryota; Metazoa; Porifera; Calcarea; Leucosolenida; Sycettidae.